This is a messenger RNA of Ostreobium quekettii, 2214 nucleotides long. Lineage: Eukaryota; Viridiplantae; Chlorophyta; Ulvophyceae; Bryopsidales; Ostreobiaceae. The record is from the annotation of a GenBank genome assembly.
AUGAGCUCCGGCGGCAAGAAUAAGAGGAUACAGAUUGAACCGUUCAAGCAUCCCCCCCAGAUGCACCCACACUAUGCAGAGCAAACCUGGAAGGUUCUGGAGGAUGCCAUUGAGAAGAUUCACAAUCACAACGCAAGCAAAUUGAGUUUUGAGGAGCUAUACCGAAAUGCGUACAACAUGGUUCUCCAUCGGUUUGGUGACAAACUGUACAAUGGCUUGAUAAACACACUGACAAACCACCUACGCAAGAUUGCCGCCAUCGUUGAGAGCGCACACGGGGAGUCUUUUCUCAAAGAGCUCAAGAAUCGAUGGGACGAACAUCAAAAGUCCACACAAAUGAUCAGGGACAUUUUGAUGUACAUGGACAGGACAUAUGUUCAGCAGAACCAAAAGACACAUGUCUACCAGCUGGGCUUGGACUUGUGGUGCCAAGUGGUGGUGCGCAACUGUCAGAUCUCUGAAAGACUGCGCAGAAUCUUGCUGGACCUGGUGCACAAGGAAAGAACAGGGGAAGUAAUCGACAGGUCACUGAUGCGCUCCAUCACAAAGAUGUUCACUGCACUGGGGAACAAUGUCUACGUGGCUGAUUUUGAAGACCCCUUUCUCUUGGCCUCAGCUGAAUUCUACAAGAAAGAGGCCAGUGAGUACAUCAGCAGCAGCGACUGCCCUGAAUACCUCAGGAAAGCUGAGCGAAGACUGACAGAGGAGAAAGAGAGGGUUAGCAGUUAUCUAGAUGCCUCUUCAAUGGACAAGAUCGUCUGCGUGGUUCAGACGGAGCUCAUCUCGAACCAGAUGAAGACUCUAGUCGACAUGGAGAAUUCUGGAGGCAUCGCACUCCUCAGGGAUGACAAGUAUGAGGACUUGUACAGGAUGUACUGCCUGUUUGGCCAGGUGGUGGGGGGCCUGGAGCUGGUCAAAGAUGUGAUGUCGUGUUAUGUGAAGGACACCGGAAAGCAGUUGGUGCAGGAUCCCGAAAGAGCCAAGGACCCAGUCGGUUUUGUGCAGGGGCUGCUGGACCUCAGGGACAAGUAUGAGCUGAUCAUCAAGCAAGCAUUCAAGGAGGACCGGAAUUUCAGGAAUGCGCUGAACCAGGCCUUUGAGCAUUUUGUCAACCUGAGCCCCAGAUCGCCUGAGUACAUUUCCCUCUUCAUUGAUGAGAAGCUCCGAAAGGGCAUAAAGGACAUUGGUAACAGCGAGUCGGAUUUGGAGGCGCUUCUGGACAAGGUGAUGACGAUCUUCAGGUUCCUGCAGGAGAAGGACGUGUUUGAGAAGUACUACAAGCAGCACCUGGCCAAAAGGCUUCUCUCAGGUCGCAGUUUCUCAGACGAUGCUGAGCGCAGCCUGCUUGUCAAGCUGAAGACAGAAUGUGGCUACCAGUUCACCAGCAAACUGGAGAGCAUGUUCAACGACAUCAAAACGUCUGAGGACAUGAUAAGGGACUUCAAGGAAAAGAUGGAGGAGAGUGGAACGGAUCUUGGACUGGAGUUGUCUGUUCAGGUACUCACCACAGGCUCAUGGCCGGCGCAGGCCACAGACCAGUGCUUACUGCCCCGUGAUCUGGAGGCCUGCUGCGAAGAGUUUCAAAAUUUCUAUCUGCGCGUGCGGAAUGGAAGAAGGCUGACAUGGCAGACCAACAUGGGCACUGCUGAGCUGAGAUUCUCCUGCGGGGGCAGGACCCCACACAUCCUGGCAGUGUCUACAUACCAGGCCUGCAUACUGAUGCUCUUCAACGACAGUGACAGGUUGACCUACCAGGAGAUCGCUGAAGCCUCGAAGAUCCCUCCCGCAGAGCUAAAAAGAAACCUCCAGUCGCUAGCCCUUGUGAAGGGGAAGAAUAUAUUGGUGAAAGAGCCCAUGAGCAAAGAGGUGAAUGACACCGACGUGUUCUUGUUCAACGACAAGUUCCAGAGCAGGUUCACUCGGAUCAAGAUUGGGACAGUGACUGCCCAGAAGGAGAGUGAGCCAGAGAAGCAGGAGACACGGCAAAAGGUGGAGGAGGACAGGAAGCCGCAGAUUGAGGCUGCCAUUGUGCGCAUUAUGAAGGCCCGGCGGGUGCUCGACCACAACAGCAUUGUGACAGAGGUGACGCGUCAGCUGACCGCGCGAUUCAACCCCAACCCCUCAGUGAUCAAGAAACGCAUUGAGAGCCUCAUCGAAAGAGAGUUCCUGGAAAGGGACCAGCAUGACCGCAAGUUGUACCGAUAUCUGGCCUGA